GCGUCUCCGUCUGCGAGAACGGGCGAGCGGAGCCUUCCCUUCUGGGCGGGAAUGUGAGGCGGCGCCGGCCCCGAGGCCCCGCCGCCGUCUCCCUCCGGCCGCCGCCGCCGCCGCCGCCAUGGCGCUGAAGAUGGUGAAGGGCAGCAUCGAUCGCAUGUUCGACAAAAACUUGCAAGACCUCGUCCGGGGCAUCCGGAACCACAAAGAGGACGAGGCAAAAUACAUCUCUCAGUGUAUCGAUGAGAUUAAACAAGAACUGAAGCAAGACAAUAUUGCCGUGAAAGCGAAUGCCGUCUGCAAGCUUACAUAUUUACAAAUGUUGGGAUAUGACAUCAGCUGGGCUGCGUUCAAUAUUAUUGAAGUUAUGAGCGCUUCCAAGUUUACAUUUAAGAGAAUUGGUUAUCUUGCUGCUUCUCAGUGCUUUCAUGAAGGGACUGAUGUGAUUAUGCUGACUACCAAUCAGAUUCGAAAGGACCUGAGUAGCCCCAACCAGUACGAUACUGGCGUCGCAUUGACUGGUUUGUCCUGUUUUGUCACCCCGGAUCUUGCCAGAGAUUUGGCCAAUGACAUCAUGACCUUGAUGUCGCACACGAAGCCUUAUAUCAGAAAGAAGGCAGUGUUGAUCAUGUACAAAGUGUUUUUGAAGUAUCCAGAGUCACUGCGCCCUGCGUUCCCGCGCCUUAAAGAGAAACUGGAGGAUCCCGAUCCUGGUGUACAGUCUGCUGCUGUGAACGUUAUUUGUGAGCUGGCCAGGCGCAAUCCCAAAAAUUACCUUUCCCUCGCCCCACUCUUUUUUAAGUUGAUGACUUCUUCAACCAAUAAUUGGGUCCUCAUUAAAAUUAUAAAAUUGUUUGGUGCUCUUACCCCAUUAGAACCAAGACUGGGAAAGAAACUGAUUGAGCCUCUUACUAAUCUUAUCCAUAGCACUUCUGCCAUGUCUCUUCUGUAUGAAUGUGUGAACACCGUGAUAGCAGUUUUGAUUUCUCUGUCCUCUGGAAUGCCCAAUCACAGUGCCAGCAUUCAGCUGUGUGUUCAGAAAUUAAGGAUCUUAAUAGAGGACUCUGAUCAGAACUUGAAGUACUUGGGAUUGCUAGCAAUGUCCAAGAUCCUGAAAACUCACCCCAAGUCAGUUCAGUCCCACAAGGAUCUCAUUCUACAGUGUCUGGAUGACAAAGAUGAAUCUAUACGGCUUCGAGCUUUAGAUCUUUUAUAUGGAAUGGUGUCAAAGAAGAACCUGAUGGAGAUUGUGAAAAAGCUGAUGGUCCACGUGGACAAAGCUGAAGGGACAACAUACCGCGAUGAGCUUCUGACGAAAAUCAUAGAUAUAUGUAGCCAGUCCAACUACCAGUACAUCACCAACUUUGAAUGGUACAUAAGCAUUCUGGUGGAACUGACCCGGUUAGAGGGAACACGGCACGGCCACCUGAUUGCAGCUCAGAUGCUGGACGUCGCGAUCCGAGUUAAGGCUAUUCGUAAAUUUGCGGUUUCCCAGAUGGCUAUGCUUCUAGACAAUGCUCACUUGAUAGCCAGCAACACCCAGCGAAAUGGAAUCUGCGAGGUGCUUUAUGCUGCAGCUUGGAUCUGUGGAGAAUUCUCUGAACACCUUCAGGAAGCCAAUCAAACCCUAGAAGCCAUGCUGAGACCCAAAGUGACCACUUUACCGGGACACAUCCAGGCCGUUUAUGUCCAGAACGUUGUGAAGCUGUAUGCAUCCAUCCUGCUGCAGAAAGAACAAGCUGAGGAGAAGGAGGCAGCCCUGGAGAUCACUCAGCUAAUGAUUGAACGAUUGCCUCAAUUCGUGCAGAGCGCAGACCUUGAAGUUCAAGAGAGGGCAUCUUGCAUCCUCCAGUUGAUCAAAUAUGUUCAGAAGCUACAACUGAAGGAAGUUCACGUUGCAGAAGAAGUGAUAGCCCUGUUUGCCGGUGAACUGAACCCUGUAGCUCCCAAAGCCCAGAAGAAAGUUCCUGUUCCAGAAGGCUUGGAUCUUGAUGCUUGGAUCAACGAACCCCCUUCAGAUAGCGAUUCGGAGGACGAAAAACCCAAAACGAUUUUCCACGAUGAGGAUCCGAGGCACUCUAAGCAUCGACAGCCGGAGAUUGAUGAAGAGGAGCUAGCCAGGCGUCGAGAAGCCCGGAAGCAGGAGCAGGCCAACAACCCGUUUUAUAUCAAAAGUUCUCCUUCUCCUCAGAAGCGGUACCAGGACACUCCCGGUGUGGAGCACAUUCCCGUGGUUCAGAUUGACCUCUCUGUGCCCUUGAAAGUUCCAGGGAUGCCCAUGUCAGACCAGUAUGUGAAGCUGGAGGAGGAGCGCAGACAUAAGCAGAAGUUAGAGAAAGACAAGAAAAAGAAAAAACCAAAGAAGGAAAAGAAAGGCAAACACCAUCGUCACAACUCCCUGCACACCGAAAGCGAUGAGGACAUUGCCCCCGCUCAACAGGUGGACAUCAUCACUGAAGAGAUGCCUGAGAAUGCGCUGCCGAGUGAUGAGGAUGACAAGGACCCCAACGAUCCCUAUAAAGCCCUGGACAUAGAUUUGGAUAAACCCUUAGCUGACAGUGAGAAAUUGCCAGUACAGAAACAUAGGAAUGCGGAGACCCCCAAAUCCCCAGAGAAAGAAGAACUUCCUGCAGUAGAAAAGAAGAGCAGAAAGCCCAAAAAGGAGAAGAAACACAAAGAGAGAGAGAGGGGAAAAGAGAAGAAGAAAGAGAAAGAGAGAAAGGGCGAGGACUUGGAUUUCUGGCUUUCGGCUGCCCCACCCAGUGGCUCCACAGAGCAGGCACCAAGUGAGGCUGAUGGAAGCCCACUGGGGCCUGAACCUGAGGACUCUGAAGACCCCAAAAAAGAAGAGAGAGAAGAUGAAGAGGAGCAGAAGUCCUCCAAACAUAGGAAGAAGAAGCACAAGAAGGAAAAGGAGGAGAAGUCAAAAGACAAAAAGAAAUCCAAGAAAAAGAAGCCUCAUGGUGAAGAGGAAGAGGAGCCGGUGGACUCGGUACUGAACGGCAACUUUGACGACGAGCCCCUUCCGCCAAUGUCUAGUUACUGCCUUCUCGCUGAAAAUUCUUAUAUCAAAAUGAUGUAUGACAUUCAAGGCAACCUCCAGAAGGACAGCCAGGUCACGGUCUCUGUGAUUUUUGAAAACAAGAGCAGCAGCUUCCUGAAAAGCAUGGAAUUAAAUGUGCUGGAUUCCCUGAACACUAAGAUGAUGCGUCCUGAAGGAGCAUCGGUGCACGACGGAAUCCCUGUGCCCUUCCAACUGCCUCCGGGAAUCUCGAAUGAAGCCCAGUUUGUGUUUACUGUUCAGAGCAUCGUUAUGGCGCAGAAGCUCAAAGGAACUCUGUCUUUUAUAGUCAAAAAUGAGGAAGGUUCGACCCACGAGAAACUAGAUUUCAAACUGCACUUCAGUUGCACUUCAUACCUGAUCACCACACCUUGCUACAGCGAUGCUUUUGCCAAGUUGCUGGAAUCCGGGGAGCUGAACAUGAAUUCAAUCAAAGUGGACGGGAUUAGCAUUUCUUUCCAACAUCUCCUGGCGAAGAUUUGUUUUCAUCACCACUUUUCAGUCGUGGAACGAGUUGAUUCGUGCGCCUCAAUGUACAGUCGUUCUAUCCAAGGACAUCAUGUCUGCCUGCUGGUGAAGAAGGGGGAGAAUUCUGUGUCAGUUGAUGGGAAAUGCAGUGAUUCCACCCUCCUGAGCAACUUGUUGGAUGAGAUGAAAGAGACUUUGGUGAAGUGUUGAAUGAAUGCUUUUCAAAACUGCAACUACAAAGAUGCACUAAAAGAAAAAUGUUUAAAGACAGAUUUAAGUGUUAGGUUUCUCCCUUGUGCGCAUAUACUCUACCGGGCUCGUGCUUUUAAGUUACCUCCACUGCCAUCCGCAGUUUAGGCACCCCGAGGCUGGGCGUCAGCAAUCUUUCUUGCAGGGGGGCAGGAGGGAGUUUGUUUCUGUGUUUUGUUUUUACUUGGAACCUCUGACCAACUCUGGCAAAGAUCCUUUCCAGCCCAGAAAUAUCCAGAAGUUUAUUCAGACCAAUGGGGGUUAGUUUAUUCAGCGACACACACACACACCCCCACACACCCCACCCCUGUGAUUUGGUGCGGGGGCGGCCGAGGGAGACGAUCUGGUCACAAACCAGUUGCAGCUCUUUUAGCCCCCGUGCACUUGGUCACAUUUUGGAGCCAAGGGUGGAGCGCUAGAGAACGAUGGGGGCAACUUGGUCCUGAAAGCAGCAGCUCUUUGUUUGUGCUACCUCCAGGAUGAGUGCUCACACCUGGGCUGAAAAGGGUUACUGCUCAGCCUUUUUUCCCUCUCCGUGAACUCUCUUAAGUGACCUCUGCUGAUGUGCUUUGUAAACCCCACUGAAAUCUCACAUUCCUAGCAAGGUAGAAUGUAGCAAAGAAACAGGAAAUCUGGAGGCGGGGUGGCAGGAGGAGGACAGUGUCCCUUGAAAAACAUUUGCGAAUGCUGGGGGAGCAAAGGCUGGAUCAAAUGCCCUUGCCCCAUAUAACAACCCCAAAUCCCCUCCUUGCUUUAAAUGAUCUUUUGGCCUCCAAACAGCAUGAACAAAUGAGUCCUUACCGUUGAGAAGUAUCUUUCCCUCAGUGCUGACCUUUGGGAAGCUGGGCCUUGAAAAUUGGCCGCGGGGCGAGUUGGAGGGAUGGGGAACCACCAAGUCCCAGCUCAACUAGUUUGGUAGGCAGACGUGAGCCAACCAGAUAAGUGGCUGAAGUGGUGAGAAAUACUCCAAUAGUCGUGGACAGGACAAGGACUUGAUUUCGUUUCUUGCCGGGAAGUGUGAACAUGUUGUCACCUUAUACUUUGGAUGGAGUCUUAGCCAACCAGAGUGUCCUGAAAUGGUUUUGGCUUUUAAAUAGAGCUGGGGGUUGUUUGUUCAGUUGGCAUUUUUUGAAACAUUCAAGAAGGAAAAAGGGAUGGUUGAAUUCGGGUGGUCUGCACGUCCCACAGCUGUUGGUUUCUCCAUUUCAGCCAGCAACCUGUGUGCCGGCCACCAACGGGAAAUGUUGGGGUCCCCAUUUGUUCUGCUUUGUCGUCUCUAGAGGUGUUGGUCGGCCGUCCCUCGGAGGGCCGUCCCCGGGGACCAAGCACUGGGCUGCCAGAGGCUUAGUGUGGCAUCGGCUCACCCUCGGGUGCCCCGGGUAUGAUCUGGUUGUCCCAGUCGCCGGUGUAUUUGAUACCAAACAUAUUAAAACUGUCUUCGAGGAUAGUGUUCCUUAAUGAAUGGAAUCUCAAACUUUCUUUUCAUGAAUGAAAACUGUCACUUUAGCAUGUAGAGAAUCCUGUGCGGUGAUUCUAGAAUUUUGAAAUUGUACGAUGUGUUAUAUUAAAGAAUUUAUUUGCUAUCCACAUUCCCAAAUGGGGGAAAAAUAGACAGAGUGAGAGAGAGAGAGAGCGAGAAACAUACUACAAGCUGCUGUGAUGAUUUUGUGUCGAGAUGAAUCCAAUAAAAUUUCAAAAGCAAAGUUUUAA
Molecule: messenger RNA, 5485 nt
Organism: Tachyglossus aculeatus (Australian echidna)
Lineage: Eukaryota; Metazoa; Chordata; Mammalia; Monotremata; Tachyglossidae
Gene: AP3D1
Product: adaptor related protein complex 3 subunit delta 1
Exons: 32
Coding region: 119-3736 (1205 amino acids)
Biological process (GO): synaptic vesicle membrane organization; neurotransmitter receptor transport, postsynaptic endosome to lysosome; synaptic vesicle budding from endosome
Cellular component (GO): AP-3 adaptor complex; presynaptic endosome; membrane coat
Source: RefSeq, a predicted model, not a curated record